UAUUGUUUUAGGUUGAGGCUGUUGGGUUGGCAGUUAAUGAUCCGGUUUCUGUUGUUGACGUGGAUAAAGAAACCGGAGUUAAAAGUGAUGCACAAACAGAUGGAGUGCCCAUAACACCAAUCCAUUUAAAUUUUGAUGAAUCUCAGCAAACUGGCGAUAUGGAGAAUGCUAAUGCUGAAUUUACCGCAUCAGAGGAAAUGAUAGCGGACUUGCUAGUCAACUGUCCUUUAGCAUAUAUUAUUCCUCUCGGUCCUCCUCCAGUACCACGCGAUGAUCAAGCCGAUUUGUCAAGUUUAAGGACCCCUCAGAAUCCGGACGAUAACCCGAUAACGAUCUCUCAGUGGAUGAUUCCUGAUUCUCAGAUACCAAUCCAACUUGGAGUACAACCAACAACUGGACAAAGUUCAACUAAUGAAACUGAACAGCAAGUUGGAGUACAACCGAUCGUUGGACACAGUUCAAGUGAUGAAACUGGACAACAAGUUCCUGUACAACCAAAUGCGGGUCAAAGCUCAAGUGGUGAGACUGCACAGCUUUCAGACUCUGAAAAACAAAUCAUUGUCCACCCAGGGGCUGCCCGAGAAAGGAAACCAAGCAAAUACAAUCUGUCCCCUUAUUGUCACAAUUUCAAAUUUCAGCGGGUUCUUCUGCCUAAAAUAUCAGUCCUUGCAUUUAUAAAAAAAAACACCCAUUUGUUGAGCACCCUAUCAAUGCCCCGUUAG
Lycium ferocissimum is the source of this 722-nucleotide messenger RNA. RefSeq lists its product as uncharacterized. Bases 159 to 722 code for a protein of 187 amino acids. NCBI's taxonomy places the organism in Eukaryota, Viridiplantae, Streptophyta, Magnoliopsida, Solanales, Solanaceae. The transcript is spliced from 2 exons. The record is from RefSeq and is a predicted model, not a curated record.